Notothenia coriiceps (black rockcod) is the source of this 3049-nucleotide messenger RNA. RefSeq names its product transmembrane protein 30C (gene cdc50c). Gene Ontology annotation, cellular component: endoplasmic reticulum; Golgi apparatus; plasma membrane. NCBI's taxonomy places the organism in Eukaryota, Metazoa, Chordata, Actinopteri, Perciformes, Nototheniidae. The transcript is spliced from 7 exons. The record is from RefSeq and is a predicted model, not a curated record. Bases 205 to 1257 code for a protein of 350 amino acids. Gene Ontology annotation, biological process: phospholipid translocation.
GUGGUUAAUAAGUUACAGGCCACAACGGUCUCCUCCGCCCCGGCAAAGCCUGCUGGGUAAAUCUCUCUUGGCAAGCAGAGUGUAGUGUGUGCAGAGAGAUAUCGCUGAAGAAAGGAACAGGAAGAGAAGACAGAGCAGCGCCUUCUCUGACUAACUUUUUGGAUCUCCAACUUCCUCUUCUGUCCGCAUCCAAAGGUCCCUCUCAUGGGCAAAGUGAAGCCUGGGCCUCUGGCUCGGAGGCCGGACAACUCAGCGUUCAAACAGCAGAGGUUACCUGCCUGGUCUCCCAUGCUAACGGCUAACACUGUGCUGCCUUUCUUCUACUUUAUGGCUUUGAUAUGCAUGCUGCUAGGAGUAUGGCUGCUUCUCACAGUACAGAGCACAGAGGAACUCAAGCUGGACUACACAGAGGCCGGCACGUGUAAUUUAUGUUUUGAAAAGCGUAAAAAUGUGAGCAACGCAGCCCAACCCUGCAUCUGCACCGCUGUGUUUAACAUCAAGAAAGCAUUCAAGGGAGACGUCUUUUUCUACUACGGCCUCAUAAACUUCCAUCAGAACCUCCGCAGAUACAUGGACUCCAGAGAUGACGCUCAGAUGGUUGGCAGGAAGAACAAUUUAAAGAGCCCGAGUUCAUACUGCAUGCCGUUUGACAAAAACAAAAAUGGAGUCCCCAUCGCCCCCUGUGGUGCUGUGGCCAACAGUAUCUUCAAUGACUCCUUCACUCUGAGCUACAUGGCCUCCAGCGGAUCAGUGCAUGUCCCUCUGUUACGCAAAGGCAUCUCCUGGUACACGGACAAAAAUAUCAAGUAUCGCAACCCGUCGACUGAAAACAUGACACUGCCUCAAGUGUUUGAAGGUACAGCACCGCCUCUGUACUGGCAGAAGCCCGUGUAUGAUCUGGAUCCCCUCGACAAGAACAACAACGGCUUCAUCAACGAUGACCUGAUCGUGUGGAUGAGAGAGGCAGCCUUCCCCAACUUCAAGAAGCUCUACGGGGUUUUACACCGAGCCAACAAGCCUUUUGUUAACGGUCUGCCUGCAGGGAAUUACAGCGUCGAAAUAUCUUACAACUUCCCUGUGCAGUACUUCCGAGGCAGAAAGGAAGUAGUGUUGACCACGCUGACCUGGUUUGGAGGUCAGAACCACUUCCUGCCCAUUGCUUACCUCGUCACCAGCUGCCUGAUCCAGCUGAUAGCCAUCCUCCUCACGGUGUUCUGGUUUAAGUUUGGGAAGAAUGGGCAAAACAUGGAGGAAUGAAGGAAGAAGACGUGCUCUGGGAUGCUGAGGUGUGAAAAACGUUCCAGCAGCUUGAAAGUCAUAAUUGUCGUGCUGCUUUGUGAAUGAAAGAACAUUGAUGCAAGCAAAUGAAGGUUAAGGGGAAAGGUUAAAAGGUACAUAUGUUGAAAAACCAACGAUGAAUCAAGUUCGGCAUUUGGGAAAUGACUUCCCCCUUCAUCUAAUGGCCUGCAUGUGUUUGGCUUUUAUUGUGAAGUUGCUUUGAAGAACCAACUGAAAGCUAGGUGUGUUAGCACAGGCGUUAAGCUUUCUUUACAUGUGGAUUUUACGUGUAUUUCUUUAAUACACACCAUUUUGUUCAUGCACUGUUGAUAUUUAUUAACAUAAUUAUCUAUUUCUUAUAAUUAAUUUAUCAAGAAUGAAUUAUUAUCAGUCACUGUGCAAAGUGGAAAACUGCACUACACUAAAAGGUACAAUUAGCAGAACACCAAUUGGAAAACAAAGCCUGUAAAUGUCAUUCUUAGAGGGGGACAUUUUUUAAGUUCAUACUUUUAAUUUAAGUUUAUUUUGAACAUGUUUAAAUGUUCAAUAAGCAGAAACAGGAAGACAGCCAAGCAACCCUUUCCCAACGCUCUCCAGAUAUGUUGGUUUAGAAUGGGAAUGUCUGGUUUUCUUCUAUUUAUAUGGGAAGCUCUGAAGUCAUCUACGGAUACUCAGAUUUGGGUCAGUAUAUUCUAUUGAGAAUUCCAUGACAUAGGAUCUGUAGGGCGUCCUGAUUCCCAUUUUCAUUGACCUAGGCAGCCUUAAAAAAAACGAUGGGCUGUAUUAUUUCAGUUUGUGGGUUGGUGGGCACUCCAAUGUUUUAGCAUAAACACUGAAAAGGAUAUUUUUUUAAUGAUAUGUCCCCUUUUAAGCUAAGGAGUCAUUUUGAGAAUAUCUGUCUGAUCACAGCAGGGUUAGCAAGUGCUUACCAUGGCCUUUUUUCAAUGUAUAAUAAUGUAAGCUAUGCUAGCCGCUCUGUGAAAGCUCAGCAGUGCUUUGAGAUGGAUGAGAUUUGAGGUGUGUUUACCACUUGCCGACAUGAACCAUUUGUACUGUUAUGCAUAUAUUUCCUGUUGUAGACAAAAGCUAAUAAUAAAACAUGUUCUUUAAAAACUCUUUAUUUCUCUAUAUACAAUCAGUGAGAGCCACAUAAACACACCCCUCUGUGACCAGGGAGCACCAGAACAAUGUAUGUAGAUCGCCUCGGUUAUUGAGCAUAAUCAAAGCAGGAUUGGUGGCACAGCUGUGAGAAUAACUUCUUCGGUGAGGUUGUUAUUCUGUUAAGUUAUAAAGCAGCGUGUUCCAUUUUUCUCCAUCUGCCCUCCUGCCACAGAGCGUUUGGUCACAUUAGUACCAGAGGAGAGGAAUGCAGUCUAACUGGUGCUACAGACAAUGACUGAACACAAACUAUGAUACAACUAUAAGCCGCAUCGAUAACCAGUCCAAAAAAGAAAAACACACAGGACUGAAGUAUCGAAACAGCUCAACACACAUACAGAUGUUGAUGCACAUAGAUAGGAACACUCAAAUGCAUUAUUAAGGCAACACCCAUUUCAACACGAGACAAUCACCACGAUGCACAAAUGAAAUCUAAAAAGUUCAAGACAAAUACAAGAAACUCUAGGAAAUUAUCAGCUGUAACAGAUUAACCCAUCUACCUAUUUGCUCUGUACCAUUCACUAGGACAUCAACUAACUAGGCCUUUAAAAAUGUUAUUUUCUACAUUAAGACUGCUUUCAUAGUUAUUUUGCUAAAUGUGCGCUGAAUUGUG